This is a messenger RNA of Rosa chinensis, 1096 nucleotides long. RefSeq lists its product as uncharacterized. The coding region runs from base 73 to 891 and encodes 272 amino acids. Gene Ontology annotation, molecular function: DNA binding. The record is from RefSeq and is a predicted model, not a curated record. NCBI's taxonomy places the organism in Eukaryota, Viridiplantae, Streptophyta, Magnoliopsida, Rosales, Rosaceae. The transcript has 5 exons.
AAGCGAGCAAGCCACCUCCACCCCAGUACACUCAUCCGAAUCUUUACGCCGGAGUGAUCAGUAGCAAACAUUAUGAAGAGGCAAUCAAAAUCUGCUGCUACUAGUUCCGGUGCUAAUCCGAAAUCAACUUCUUCAUCUCAGAUCAACACUAGUGUUGGUGAAUCUACAACACCAAUAACUCCCCAUGAAGGAACUUCUACUGCAACUCCAGAAGUUCAAGGAACUCAAGCAACCGAGCUUGAAGAUGAUGGAAGUGCGGAAAGCAUCCUUGAGGCGUUGAAACGGAAAGAAAGGUCAGAUAUUUGGAAUCAUUUUGAGAGGGAUAUGGUGGAUGGUAGAAUUAAGGGUAAAUGUAAUUAUUGUGGAAAAAUUUACUAUGCCGAUCCUAGGAAGAAUGGUACAACCUCCCUUAAUAAUCAUAUGGAUAGGUGUCCAAAGUAUCCCCCUAAUAUUGAGAUGAUGAAAGCUAAAAGGCAAAAGAUUUUCUCUUUUAAAAAACCAACUACUGAGUUGUGUACUGUAGAAUGCACUCAAGAAGAGCUAUCUAUGUUAUGUGUGGAGUACAUUAUAUUAGAUGAGCUACCAUUUUCUCAUGUUGAGGGAGAGGGGUUUAGGCGUUUUAUGGGUAGAGCUCUUCCUUAUUGGAGAAUUCCUUCCCGUAAGACAAGUCCUAGAAUGGUGGAGGCUUUGAUAUGUACACAAAAUUGGCUUAGGAGUGAAAAUGUGUAUCUACAUCAUAUGCCUACUGUUGAGGAGAUGGAGUUGUGUGAAGAAGCGGAAAGAGAGAUGCUUAAGAUGUCAUGUGGAGCUGCAGUGGGGAGUAGUCGGAGUGGAAUGUUACCUCCAAAGUCGAAGCCUUCAAAGUCGAAGACUUCAUCUUUCCGAGCUUGAGAUUAUGCUAUUGCCCUCAUUCAUGUAAUGAUGGACUUUUAUAAUGAUGGACUUUUAUAAACUUUGGACUCUAUAAUGUAGUGUUGAUGUAAUGAUGGACUUUUAUAAACUUUGGACUCUAUAUUUUUUGACAAUUUCAUAUAUUGAUGUUAGAAUUUGAUGGACUAUAUGAAUUGAAUUAUAUGGACUAUGGAGUAUCGAAUUA